Messenger RNA from Plectropomus leopardus (leopard coralgrouper), 2368 nucleotides. RefSeq names its product phosphotriesterase related (gene pter). The record is from RefSeq and is a predicted model, not a curated record. Gene Ontology annotation, molecular function: zinc ion binding. NCBI's taxonomy places the organism in Eukaryota, Metazoa, Chordata, Actinopteri, Perciformes, Serranidae. Gene Ontology annotation, biological process: catabolic process.
CACCCAUUGCUCUCCGUUAAUCUGUAGCUGUCUGUCUUCGGCCGACGGUGGAAGUGGACUCCUUGGACCAAAAACAAGGUUGCUGUAAAAUCCCUGAACAUCAGUGAUGUCAAAUUUGAGUGGAAAGGUCCAGACCGUCCUGGGUCUGGUAGAGCCAGACCAGCUGGGCCGCACCAUGACCCACGAGCACCUGACCAUGAGCUUUGAGUGCUGCUACUUCCCCCCUCCUCCGGGUGAUGACGCGGUGGCGGAGAACCCGUUCCAGAUGCAGCAUAUGCACUGGCUGAGACAGAACCCGUACAGCUGCCACGAGAACCUGCUGCUGCAGCAGGAGACCGCCGCCGUGCGAGACGAGCUGCUGGCCUACAGAAAGGCCGGCGGGGGCACGAUAGUGGAGAACACCACCACAGGUAUUGACCGGGACCUGCCCGCCCUCAAGCAGCUGGCCAAGGACACCGGGGUCCACGUGAUCGCGGGAGCAGGGUACUACGUGGACUGCACCCACACGGAGGAAACCAAGAGGAUGAGUGUGGAGAAGCUCACAGAUAUUAUUGUCAGCGAGGUGCUUCAUGGUGCAGAUGGCACCGACAUCCGCUGUGGCGUAAUCGGAGAGAUUGGCACCGGCUGGCCAAUCACCGAGAGCGAGACGAAGGUGCUGAGGGCCACGGCCCGCGCUCAGGCUCAGCUCGGAUGCCCCGUCAUCAUCCAUCCUGGUAGGAAUCCUGCCGCCCCAGCUGAAGUCGUCCGGAUACUUCAGGAGGCGGGUGGCGACAUCAGCAAAACUGUCAUGUCACACCUGGACAGGACUAUAUUUGAUGAGGGGGAGCUGCUUGAGUUUGCAAAGCUUGGGAGUUACCUGGAGUACGAUCUGUUUGGAACAGAGAUGCUGAACUACCCGUACAACCAGGAGGUGGACAUGCCCAGUGACAGCCAGAGAGUCAAGACUUUGGCGUUCCUCGUGAAGGAGGGCUACGAGGACAAGAUACUGGUUGCGCACGACAUCCACACCAAGAACCGUCUCACCAAGUAUGGCGGCCAUGGCUAUUCUCACAUCCUGAAGAACAUUGUGCCAAAGAUGCUGACGAGAGGCAUCUUGCAGCACCAGGUGGAUAAGAUACUCAUCGAAAACCCCAAACGCUGGCUGACCUUCAAAUAAAGCAAAGAGAGGAACACGUGGAAGGCGUUUCGAUGCACCCAUUAUUUUAUCUUCAAUGAAUACUUUAGGAUUUUUGCAGUAAUCAAGAGUCCAAACACAUAUCUUAAAGUGUUUUUGGAUGCUUAAACCAAUGAGCUGAGUGUUUGUGUAUCAGUUUGUCUCUAAUAUUUGUAAAUGUUUCAGCACAGCAAAAUGUUUUGUAACUGUGCUGCUGUUUAAUGCAGCUGAAAGACUUCUUACAGAGGCCCUCAUCAAUUAAAACUGGAUUUCAUUUUUGUGAUUAUACAUAAUUCACAUUGUGCGCAAAUAAUAUGAAGGAGCCUCUCAGGAUCACAGUGCCUCUCAUUUGCAGUCUUGUUUUUGUCACCCAAAAAAAAAUAGAAGCUUUUUCUUGUCUGCAGAAAUCCAAAACAAAUAUUGUCCCUCCUCUAGAGGUGUUUACUACAAUGGUGCUGACAGUUAUGGUGCUAAUUGAUUUUUCAAUGUCAACAUUGUUGCUGUCUGUGUAUUUGUUAGUUUCCGCAAGCAUGUUUUCUGGGAUGAAAAUAAUGAGCGUAUUCAGUAAUCAGUAUGCCGCUCUGCUCGCGACACAAUGCGGCUGUGUUAGAUGAGUUGUCCUGUUGCCCCUCAGUGGGUGUCUGGGUGUCUAUGGGAGGCUGACUGGAUGAAGGACAUGUUCUCCUCUCAUCUGGGAACAGGUGGCCUCACAGGGUGACUUCACCACAUGAUCAAUGGCGUGAUCGCCACGAGUGACUGUGUGCCGUGAAAAAAAAAGCUCUCUAACUUUGAUUAAUCUUCUGGAGAGGAUUACAAAGUGAGCCAGAGGAUUUUAAUCUUACAUGAUAUUUUACACAUUAGCCGACAGUCUUAACAAUCAGCAGGCAGAUUGAUGCACGCCGAGGAAACGUUUCUGUCAGUGUGACUGUCCAGUUUGGUGGUGGUGACUAAACCAACAGACCACCCUGUUGCCCUGACCAGCUGUCAUAUUUAGACAAGGAGAAAUGAGUUACAAUGAUCAUUUUGUGACAGUGCAUCAGUAUGAACAUCAGAAUGGCCCUUUACACAUACUUUAAAGUGUUUUCACGCUGCACAGGGUUAAAAUCUCAUAUUUUUAUAAUCAUCAUCAUCAUGCAUCACUACAGCUUUAAACAUUUUCACCCAAAAUGUCAAAUAUUUUUGAAAAAUAAAGCACACAUGUGGACUAACAACACU